Molecule: messenger RNA, 4119 nt
Organism: Oncorhynchus kisutch (coho salmon)
Lineage: Eukaryota; Metazoa; Chordata; Actinopteri; Salmoniformes; Salmonidae
Product: proteinase-activated receptor 2-like
Exons: 2
Coding region: 546-1541 (331 amino acids)
Biological process (GO): positive regulation of Rho protein signal transduction; blood coagulation; phospholipase C-activating G protein-coupled receptor signaling pathway
Cellular component (GO): plasma membrane
Molecular function (GO): thrombin-activated receptor activity
Source: RefSeq, a predicted model, not a curated record
CACAAUUGAGAGACGUGGUCUUAUACAAACGUCAGCAAGGUUUGAAAUGAUGUUUUAGUCAAAUCUGUUUGGGUUUGGUUAAUUUGCAGUCUACAAAUUAGUUGUAAUUAUUUUCCAGCCCCCGACCAUCCGCUCAACUUGAAGCCUUUGUGUAAAAACACAAAACUGACCUUAGAUCAGUGUCUGAGGGCGAGAUCCUACUAGAGCCAGUCAGCCUGAGGAGACAGGUUUUUUUCCCCACCUGUUAUGUGAGGGCGGGAUGUGGUACUUCCUCUUUAGUUCACUUUAACGUCGUGCGGACAAGGAAUCCACAAACAAACGCGCCGUCCGCAUUCAACACUCUUCAGACAUCGCAGAUAGAUUGCUGCUGGAUCCUUUUGUGGAAGUUAACAUGAGUUUUAAGCCACAUUGUUUGAAACUGAUAUUUUUAUUGGCCUGUGCCGAGCACUGUCUGUCUCAGGAAACUGAUUGAUGCUGAUGUUAUAAACCGAGGCUUCACGGGGACCGAGUCACCGGAAGGAGUGUGGGUCUCCCAGACGGCCCACAUGGUCCUGGACAGUCGUCUGACCACGGUGUUCCUCCCCAUCGUCUACAUCGUGGUGUUUGCUGUGGGGCUCCCCACCAACGCCAUGGCCAUCUGGGUCUUCCUGUUCAGGACCAAGAAGAAGCACCCUGCCGCCAUCUACAUGGCCAACCUGGCUCUGUCCGACCUGCUCUUUGUCAUCUGGACUCCCCUGAAGAUCGCCUACCACUUCAACGGCAACGACUGGAUCUAUGGUGAGGGGUUGUGUAAAGUCCUGGUGGGCUUCUUCUACGGGAACAUGUACUGCUCCAUCCUCUUCAUCACCUGUCUGAGUGUCCAGCGCUACUGGGCCAUCGUCAAACCACUCUCCCAGAAUAGGAGAAACAACGAGGUAGCCAUCGGCGUCUCUGUCGCAGUCUGGGUGGGGGUCUGGCUGAUGACCACCCCUCUCUACCUCUAUGACCAGACGGUCAUAGUGACCAACCUCAACAUCAUCACAUGCCACGACGUCACCCGACCCAGCCAGAAUAGCAUGGCCGCAGGCUACUUCCUGACCAUGGGAAUCCUGGGAUUUGUAGUUCCCACCGUGGUGUGCGUGGUGGCCUACAUUCUGAUGCUCAAGUCUCUGAGGAACUCUAUGACAGAUGCCAGCAUCACUAAGAAUCGACGCAAGGCGGUGGUGCUAAUCAUCACCGUGUUGGUCAUGUUCCUGGUCUGUUUCACCCCCAGUAACAUCAUGCUGCUGGUGCACUACUCCCUCCUGCUGGCCGGAGGCGUGAACAACGGAUACGGCUUCUACAUCUCUACCCUGUGUCUGGCCGCCCUCAACAGCUGCCUGGAUCCAUUCAUUUACUACUUCAUCUCAGAGGAGUUCAGGCAGCAUGUGAAAAACACACUGAGAUGCCGCAGUGAGAGGACGGUGGAGAGAAUGAGGGUCUCGUUCAACGCUCUGAAGUACUCCAAAAAGAGUAGCACCUACACUUCCGACUCUGGGAAAACACAGAGCAGCUCCUGUUAAUGGGGGGGGGGGGGGGGGGGUUGUCUAGUGGAGAUAGUUGGCUGUACUGAUGUUUUUCAAAGAACUGGAUGGGUGAAAGGGAAUACUGGGUUGGUGUCGAUUUACCAUGUUUCUUUUACCUGACAUCUGUUGUCAUCAGUAUCAAUGGAGACGAAGCCAUUUUAAAUGGAGAUGCAACCCCAGACUACUUCAUAUAUUAUGUGCUUAUUACAUUGCCUUCUCUCACACAUUCUUUUUUUGGUUUUGUGCAGAUUUUGUUGGUUUUAUGUAGAGGACAAAAUAGCUAAGUGUGAAGUGGCAUUGUUUUUAUUCUGUGUUUCUGAUCCAUUCCCCACAUUUAAAUAGUCUGAUGUCCAUUAAGUUUGUUCUAGCACAGCAGCUCUCUGAAACUGUAAACUUAGUUCUCAGUGCACUAUAGCACUGACCCUUCACUUCUGGUAAUGUGCACUGUUCUUUAUUAAAUGAGCCAAUCUUGACCUAAAUCAUGAAUCGAUGAUCUUUGUAGCACCUGUGCGUCCUUGUAAAUGCACAUCUGAUUGACUCAGGUUACAUGUAUAAAUAGUUUUAUUUAUUGUUCUUUAAAAACUAUAGUGUCUGUUUUCUUUUUCUGCGUGUUGCGAUGAAGUAUGUCAUGUCUUUAUUUUUUAUAAAAAAAUUAAAUUCUAUGGCCUUGGUUUUCAGUCAGCCGAGUGGCAUUUAGCAUUGGUUCCUUCUGUGGUGAGAUUGCUUGCAUGAACAAAUAGAAAGGGGAAGUCCUGAUCAUUAUCUUGAAUGCACAGCAUAGCUGCGAGAAGUGGGAUGGGGGGGGGGGGGGGGGGGGGGGCAGCUCUAUUGGCAUUUUUUUUUUGUGUGAUUUUUCAUGAUUUGCUGCAGAACCCUCAUACCCCUACCACCUGCGGCUAUGAUGCACGGUAUAGUUUUGUCCGUGACUUUAGCCUACACCCUGAGAUAUGUUGCAGAAAUGGCACUCUUCAACUUGGUUGACUCAAAUCCUAUUUAAUCAGAAUAAAGAAAUGGUGGAAUGGGUUUACUUCAAUGUGGAAAAAUUCCACAUCUAAAAAGAAUUGCCUCAGGUGACAUAGUCCAGGCAUACAUGAAAUGGGGCAUACUUCGUUGAUGCAGCAAUGCCCAAGAGAACCAAUACCAGAUCAACAUAGUUCUGAUUUAUAUAGAAAUGGGUGGUUGUAACCCUUCACUGUUUCUCAGCGAUCGUUUAUGGUAGUGUAUUCGGAACUCGAUACAAACAACCUACAUCUGUCCUUUACAAAUUGGUGUGGUCAUAUAUGUAAAUCAAACAGCAAAUGCAUAUGGUGUCUUAAAUACAAGGAGUGAAGUGUUACAACUAAACCAGACCAUGGGGUGAAUUGUAACAGACUUAAAAAAGUGCAUAUGACGUGCAACUAAUUAUUGAAUGCUUUUGAGAGCAUCGUUGCCAAGUUUACCUUUUGUUUGGCAGAAAUAAUACAUGUAUUAUUUCACUCCUAAAUGGUUCUCAACCAAACAGACUAAACUAAACACCUGAACCUGUGUGUUUGCGUGCGUGGCUGUGUGACAAUGUUGGACAUGUUCACUAAAUCAAGAGUCACAGUUGUGACAGUGACAGUAUGGCUGUCCUGGGGUACAGGCUUGGUGGGCCCAUCAGUUGUGACAGUGGUAUGUAUGGCUGUCCUGGGGUACAGGCUUGGUGGGCCCAUCAGUUGUGACAGUGGUAUGUAUGGCUGUCCUGGGGUACAGGCUUGGUGGGCCCAUCAGUUGUGACAGUGGUAUGUAUGGCUGUCCUGGGGUACAGGCUUGGUGGGCCCAUCAGUUGUGACAGUGGUAUGUAUGGCUGUCCUGGGGUACAGGCUUGGUGGGCCCAUCAGUUGUGACAGUGGUAUGUAUGGCUGUCCUGGGGUACAGGCUUGGUGGGCCCAUCAGUUGUGACAGUGGUAUGUAUGGCUGUCCUGGGGUACAGGCUUGGUGGGCCCAUCAGUUGUGACAGUGGUAUGUAUGGCUGUCCUGGGGUACAGGCUUGGUGGGCCCAUAAUUUGAUUUCCCAGCAACACCCAGACCUCCUUGGACUCGUGCACACAAUGCAGAAGUGUUCUUCAUUGGAAGAAUCUGAAUUUUCUGGUUCAAUCUGCUUUGUUUUGGCUUUUUUCUUAGGCAGGACAGUUUUUUUAAUGUGUUUCAGUGUGGUUUGUCUUGGCUUGCUUCUUUCCAGCAGUUUUUUUAGGCAGGGCAAUUACAAUUUGUGCCUUCUGAGCACUUGACCUUUUAUGCUCUUCUUCCAGUGCCUGCUUGAUGGGUGUAUCCAUCAAAAAUCACAGUUUUUCUCCUCUUCCUACCCCUUGUUGCAAUUUUCUUGGUCCCUGCUUUUGAGAAGGGGUGUAGAUCAACUGGGUUGAAAUCAAAAGAGUAAUCUUUGCAGAAUCUGUACAGCGUCACGUAACAUAUGCGCUACAAUUUUGCAACUGACCUGAUUGGCUUCCCCCCCCCCCCGCUCUGCUUUUGACGCUUUGUCCAAACUGUGGAGAGGUCUGUCUUUCUUUUCCUUUAUCCAGGAAUGCUGAAAGCAAAAUAAAACAUGUACCUAAAA